Molecule: messenger RNA, 4850 nt
Organism: Eptesicus fuscus (big brown bat)
Lineage: Eukaryota; Metazoa; Chordata; Mammalia; Chiroptera; Vespertilionidae
Gene: SOX4
Product: SRY-box transcription factor 4
Exons: 1
Coding region: 751-2142 (463 amino acids)
Biological process (GO): cell differentiation; anatomical structure morphogenesis; positive regulation of transcription by RNA polymerase II
Molecular function (GO): RNA polymerase II cis-regulatory region sequence-specific DNA binding; DNA-binding transcription activator activity, RNA polymerase II-specific
Source: RefSeq, a predicted model, not a curated record
GAGAAACAGUGUGUGAGGGGAAGAGGCCGGAUUCGCUCCAGGGUCUCUAGUUCUUGCACGCUCUUUAGGAGUCUGCACUGGAGGAACUCUACCAUCACCAGCUCCCUUCUUGCAGAAGGGAGGGGAAAACAUACAUUUAUUCAUGCCAGUCUGUUGCAUGAAGGCUUUCUGGCUUCCUACCUUGCAACAAAAUAAUUACACAAACUCCUUAGUGCCGAUUCCGCCCACAGAGUCCUGGAGCCAGUCUCUUUUGCUUUGCAUUGUAAGAAAGGCACUAAGUGAUACAGACGAUGUCGCUUUCCUGAGCUCCUGAGAGCGCUAGUGAACUGGAAUCAACUGCUUCAGGGGAAGGAAAAAAAAAAAAAAAGACUUGCCUGGGAGGCGGCGAGAAACUUGCAUUGGAAGCUUCAGCAAGCAGCAUUCAAGAAACUCCUCUCCACUUUAGCACGGUCUCCAGACUCAGAGCCAAGAGACAGAGCAAACUGCGGCGCGGCGAGAGAGAGAAAGAGGGAGGGAGAGACUCACCAGCCUGGGAACUAUAACUCCUCUGCAAGAGGCGCAGGACUCCUUCCCCUCAGCUUUUGGAGACUUUCCUCUCGCCCACCUCCGCCCCGACCGGGAGUGGAGGGGCCCGCUCGGCCGCCGCGAGCGUCCUCCCGCUCGGCGUGCGCUCGGCCGGGAGGGCCCGGCGAUCGUGCUGCAGCCGCCGCGAGGCUGUGAGCGCGCGUGGGCGCUCGCCGAGCCGGGGCCAUGGUGCAGCAAACCAACAACGCCGAGAACACGGAAGCGCUGCUGGCCGGCGAGAGCUCGGACUCGGGCGCCGGCCUCGAGCUGGGCAUCGCCUCGUCCCCCACGCCCGGCUCCACCGCCUCCACGGGCGGCAAGGCCGACGACCCGAGCUGGUGCAAGACGCCCAGCGGGCACAUCAAGCGGCCCAUGAAUGCCUUCAUGGUGUGGUCGCAGAUCGAGCGGCGCAAGAUCAUGGAACAGUCGCCCGACAUGCACAACGCCGAGAUCUCCAAGCGGCUGGGCAAACGCUGGAAGCUGCUCAAAGACACCGACAAGAUUCCUUUCAUUCGGGAGGCGGAGCGGCUGCGCCUCAAGCACAUGGCUGACUACCCCGACUACAAGUACCGGCCCAGGAAGAAGGUGAAGUCCGGCAACGCCAACGCCAGCUCCUCGGCCGCCGCCGCCUCCAAGCCGGGGGAGAAGGGCGAUAAGGUCGGUGGCAGCGGCGGGGGCGGCCACGGGGGCGGCGGCGGGAGCGGCGGCGCGGGGGGCGGAGGCGGCGGCGCGAGCGGCGGCGGCGCCAACUCCAAACCCGCGCAGAAAAAGAGCUGCGGCUCCAAGGUGGCUGGCGGCGGGGGCAGCAAGCCGCACGCCAAGCUCAUCCUGACGGGCGGCGGGAAGGCGGCGGCCGCCUCGUCCUUCGCCGCGGAGCAGGCGGGGGCUGCCGCCCUGCUGCCCCUGGGCGCCGCGGCCGCCGACCACCACUCGCUGUACAAGGCGCGGACUCCCGGCGCCGCGGCCUCGGCGGCGGCCUCGGCCCCCGCCUCGCUCGCCGCCGCCCCGGGCAAGCCCCCGGCCGAGAAGAAGGUGAAGCGGGUCUACCUGUUCGGCGGCCUGAGCGCGGCGGCGUCGCCCGCGGGCGUGGGCGCGGCCGCCGACCCCAGCGACCCCCUGGGCCUGUACGAGGAGGGGGGCCCGGGCUGCCCGCCCGACGGGCCGAGCCUCAGCGGCCGCAGCAGCGCCGCCUCGUCGCCCGCCGCCGGCCGCUCGCCCGCCGACCACCGCGGCUACGCCAGCCUGCGCGCCGCCUCGCCCGCGCCGUCCAGCGCGCCCUCGCACGCGUCCUCGUCGGCCUCGUCCCACUCCUCCUCGGCCUCCUCCGCGGGCUCCUCGGCCUCCGACGACGAGUUCGAGGACGACCUGCUCGACCUGAACCCCAGCUCAAACUUUGAGAGCAUGUCCCUGGGCAGUUUCAGCUCGUCGUCGGCGCUGGACCGGGACCUGGACUUCACCCUGGAGCCGGGCUCGGGCUCGCACUUCGAGUUCCCGGACUACUGCACGCCCGAGGUCAGCGAGAUGAUCUCGGGGGACUGGCUCGAGUCCAGCAUCUCCAACCUGGUCUUCACCUACUAGCGGCGCGCGCUGGAGGAGGUGGGCCGGGGUGACCGAGGGAGAAAAGGUGGACAGAGAGAGAGUAGAAAGAGAAAAAAAAGGGGAGGGAAACAAGAAAAAGGAAAAAGGAAGAAAAAAAAAAAGAAAGAAAGAAAGAAAAGAAAGUGAUGAGCGCGCGGCCGGUUUGCCCGCCUCGGGGGUCGCCGAAGAGGAGAGCGAGCGCACGGCGAUAUCGGGGACCCACGCUCCCAUCCCCCACCCCUCCGGGAACGCGGUGGAGCUGCGGGCGACGGGCGCCCUUUUAUUGUUGUUGUGGAUGUUGUUGUGAUGGCAAAAAAAAAAAAAAAAAAAAAAAAAGCUCCUUUGAAUGUCCUCCCCUUUGCGUGAAGAGACCCCCCCAUCCCCCUCCCUCCGGGCUUCCGGACUGGUCUGUCUGCGCCUCCGCGAGAAGCCGAGUUUGGGAAUUUUCUGGAGACUGAAGGAAUCUCGCCCCUCUCUCUUCGCCCCCUUUAGGGAUUUUAUUUUUUUUUUUGUCGUUUUGUUUCUUGGUCAAGAGAGGGGUUGGGGCGCGGGGGGGGGGGGCGGUAAAAAUAUCCAGCGCGCCUCUGGGGACUUUGUCCUAUGCACCCCGCGCCCCCCCUCUCCCCCUCCCCCCCUUUUCCUGAAGAAGACAAGGCGCGGGGAGGCGAGUUUGACCGAUGGCAGAUGUUUGGGGGCCGCGCUGGUUCCAGAGCCAGGACUGAGACUCCACGCUGGCCCGUGCCCGUCUUUUUUCCUCUCCGCGCCCCCCCCCCGCCCCCCGCUUUGCCCCUGCAGCCGGAGGAGACGUGGAGGCACCGGCGCUCGGAAGUGACCCGAGAACCUGGCUGGAAGAAGCAGGGGCGGGGGCGCCGAGGACAAGAACUGGAAAAGGGGGGCGAGUAACAAACUGAGACGGAUUUGCACGUUGGGGAGAAGGUGGCGGCGGCUCGGGGGCCCCCCGCCUUCCACGUGGAUGAAACCAGCUAGGGGACCUCCCGCGCGGCGCGGCGCGGGAGGAGAGGCGGCUGUCGGAUGCGGUCCCGGGCGGUGGAGGGCGAGUGGUUUCGGGGGAGGGAAAAAGGUUUUUUUCUUCUCUUAAUUGGAAUCGUGAUGGUGUUGGAUUAUUUCACUGGUGGGGUUACUAUAGCAUGUUCUCCUGUCUAUCUUUUAAAGAUUUCUGUAUGAGACUGUUGAGCAGUUUUUGAAAUAGUGUAGGAUAAUAUAAGAAGCAGAUAGAUGGCGCUCUGUUUGAUUCCUACAACAAAAUUAUCACCAGCUUUUUUUCAUUCUUAACUGUUUAAAGGAUUCAAACGCAACUCAAAUCUGUGCUGGACUUUAAAAAAAACAAUUCAGGACCAAAUUUUUUCUCAGUGUGUAUGUGUUUAUUCCUUCUUAGGUGUAAAUGAGAAGACGUGUUUUUUUCCCUCACCGAUGCUCCAUCCUCGUAUUUCUUUUUCUUGUAAAUGUAAUCAGAUGCCAUUUUAUAUGUGGACGUAUUUAUACUGGCCAAACAUUUUUUUUUCUUAUUUUUGUCCCUUUUUUUUUCUUUCUUAUUUUACUUAUUCCUUCCUUUUUCUAUUUUUUUUCUUUCGUUCUUUCUUUUUUCCUUUUUUCUUUUUUGUAGUUGUUGUUACCCACGCCAUUUUACGUCUCCUUCACUGAAGGGCUAGAGUUUUAACUUUUAAUUUUUUAUAUUUAAAUGUAGACUUUUGACACUUUUAAAAAACAAAAAAAGACAAGAGAGAUGAAAACGUUUGAUUAUUUUCUCAGUGUAUUUUUGUAAAAAAUAUAUAAAGGGGGUGUUAAUCGGUGUAAAUCGCUGUUUGGAUUUCCUGAUUUUAUAAUAGGGCGGCUGGUUAAUAUCUCACAGUUUUAAAAAAAUCAGCCCCUAAUUUCUCCAUGUUUACACUUCAAUCUGCAGGCUUCUUAAAGUGACAGUAUCCCUUAACCUGCCACCAGUAUUCACCCUUCCACCCCAGUCUUAUGAAAAGGGGAGGAGAAUUAGCCAAACACUGUACGCUUUUAAGAAAAACACAUUUUUGUAAACAAAAUACUGUUCUGUGCAAAGGCUUUAAAACUGGUGCAUUUACAGCAAAAAGGGAUCCUGUAGCUUUAAUUUGUAAACCACAUCUUUUUUGCACUUUUUUUAUAAGCAAAAACGUGCCGUUUAAACCACUGGAUCUAUCUAAAUGCCGAUUUGAGUUCGCGACACUAUGUACUGCGUUUUUCAUUCUUGUAUUUGACUAUUUAAUCCUUUCUACUUGUCGCUAAAUAUAAUUGUUUUAGUCUUAUGGCAUGAUGAUAGCAUAUGUGUUCAGGUUUAUAGCUGUUGUGUUUAAAGAUUGAAAAAAAGUGGAAAACAUCUUUGUACAUUUAAGUCUGUAUUAUAAUAAGCAAAAAGAUUGUGUGUAUGUAUGUUUAAUAUAACAUGACAGGCACUAGGACGUCUGCCUUUUAAGGCAGUUCCGUUAAGGGUUUUUGUUUUUAAACUUUUUUUUUUUUUUUUUGCCAUCCAUCCUGUGCAAUAUGCCGUGUAGAAUAUUUGUCUUAAAAUUUAAGGCCACAAAAACAAUGUUUGGGGGGAAAGAAAAGAAAAAUCAUGCCAGCUAAUCAUGUCAAGUUCACUGCCUGUCAGAUUGUUGAUAUAUACCUUCUGUAAAUAACUUUUUUUGAGAAGGAAAUAAAAUCAGCUGGAACUGAACCCUAAA